AAUUAUUGACCUCGACUACAGAGUUGGGGAAGAGUUGUCCCAUAUUUUUGUUGGAUCGAACUUAAGUUUUUGGAGACAUUAAACUGACUGCCAUGGAGGACCAAGCUGUCACUAACUUCAGGGAAUAUUUGAGAAUUACAACCGUGCAUCCCAACCCUGACUAUGAUGGUGCACUUGCUUUCUUGGAGGAGAUAGCAAAAGAGAUUGAACUACCUUACAAAAUAAUAGAGGUUUUUCCAGAGCGUAAGGUCCUUAUAAUGACAUGGGAAGGACAGGAACCAACCUUGCCUUCAGUGCUUCUUAACUCCCACACAGAUGUGGUACCAGUCUUUCCAGAAGGGUGGAAGGUGGACCCAUUUAGCGCCGAAAAGAUGCCCAAUGGAGACAUCUAUGCCAGGGGGACCCAGGACAUGAAAAGUGUUGGAAUUCAAUAUCUAGAGGCUGUCAGAAGGUUGAAGUCUCAAGGGACAACAUUUAAAAGAACAAUACAUCUAACAUUUGUUCCAGAUGAGGAGAUUGGAGGUGUGAAGGGAAUGAAGAUGUUCUUGGACCAUGAAGAGUUCAAGAAAUUGAACAUCGGCUUUGCCCUGGAUGAAGGACUGGCAAAUCCCAAGGAUACUUUUACUGUGUUUUAUGGGGAAAGAGCAGCUUGGCGUGUGUGGAUACAGUGCACUGGGAACCCUGGACAUGGCUCAAGAUUUAUAGAGAACACUGCAGCUGAAAAACUGAGACGUGUGAUCAACAGCUUCCUGGAUUUCAGAGGCAUGGAAGAAAAGAAAUUGAAAGAUACUGGCUGUUUGAGGUUGGGUGAUGUAACUACAUUGAAUUUGACAAUGUUAGAGGGAGGAAUCCAGUUCAAUGUUGUGCCAAGCAAACUUUUUGCAGGAUUUGAUAUUCGUAUCGCUCCGACGGUAGAUCUUGCAGUCUUUGAAGACACUAUCAAGUCUUGGUGUGAGGAGGCUGGAGAAGGUGUAACAUAUGAGUUCCAUCAGAAAGGGAUGUGCCAGACUCUAACUAGGACAGAUGAUGACGACAUCUGGUGGAAAGCCUUCAGUUCUGCCUGUAGUGGAAUGGGGAUGACUUUAGAAAAGGAAAUUUUCCCUGCUGCCACCGACAGUAGAUCUCUGAGAGAGGCUGGCUACCCUGCCAUUGGUUUCUCUCCAAUGAACAACACACCCAUCUUGUUGCACGAUCACAACGAGUUCCUUAAUGAGGCUGUCUUUCUGAAAGGCAUUGAGAUCUAUUGUGGAAUUAUUCCAGCGCUGGCAAAUGCUUGAAAAAUUAUCAAGGGGCAAAUACAUUGACACGAAAAUAAGCAAAGUGUCAUUGAAACGAAUUAAAAUAAUCAGACAGUUGUUUAGGGCUUCGUGUUGCUGGUGCUUACCAUAAUCAGGUCUUCAUUGCAUGAUCACAGAUUGUUUGUGUGAUCAUUAAUAGAUUGUAUGAUCAUGAAUUGAUUGUAUGAUCAUAGAUUGACUGUAUGACCUUAUAUUGUUUGUAUGAUCAUAAAUUGUUUGUAUGAAGAUAAAUGUGAUCAUAAAUUGUUUGUAUGAUGAUAAAUAUUUGUAUGAUCAUAGUUUUUUUUAUGACUAAACAUGGUUUGUAUGGUCAUUGAUUGUUUCUAUGAUCAUAUAUUGUUUGUAUGAUAAUAGAUUGGUUUCAUGGUCAUAUAUUGUUACUAUUGCCAUAUAUUGUUUGUAUAUUGUGUGAAUGAGCGUAAAUGUGUUGCAUAGACAUAGAUUGUUUAUAUAUGAACAUAGAUUAUUAAUAAUUAUGAUCAUAUAUUGUGUUCAUAAUCAUGGAUUGUUUGCAUAGUUAUUUAUUAUUUUCAUCAUGUUAUAUUGUUUGUAUGAUCACACUUUUUUGUAUACUAAAAUAUUGUUUUAAUGAUCAUGUAUUUUUGUGUCAAUAUAGAUUAUUUGUAUAAACAAUGAUUUUUUUUAUGUAUGGUCAUGGAUUGUUUGCAUAAUCUUAGCUUGUUUGUAUGAUCGCUUUUAUAUAAAAUAAAAAAAAAUUGUAUGGUCAUAUAUUUUGUGUGUGAGCAUAGCUUGUUUGUGUGAAUGAAGAUUGUUGUGUAUGAUUAUUUAUUGUUUUAAAUCAUACGAUUUAUAAAGACUCAAAUAAUGAAAAUCUUUAAAUCCCUGACACUUGGAUACACAGAUGCUUAAUUUGUAUAUAUAUAUCAUGCUGUGAUCCUCUUGAAAGUAUUUUAAUUUAUACGGCUGGGGUAAACACCUAUGUAUUUCUCUACGAAAAAUUGUUCCAUGAGUUCCAUACUCCAAAAUAUACAUGCUCGGACUAAUAUUGCAAAAUAUCUUUGAUAAGCUCUGAAACAUUACCAAGGUGAGCAGUCUUGGACCAACCAGGCGCUCUUGUUAUUAUCUUAAAAUACCCGGUACAUACAAAAACUAUGAGCCAUUCGUUUUUAUCUACGUAUUAAAACAUGCACACUUUGUUAGGAGAAUUUCGCUCAUUUCUAGAUAGGAAUUUGCGACCAGUGGUCUAAGAUUGUGGUGACCAUUUAACUCUCGGUUUUGAUGAUUUUUAUGCACUUACGUGGGCCGAUAUAUCCGCUUUAUCUUCUAUGUUUUCAUCAGGUCCUUUGUAAUAUGAAGUGCGAACUUAUCUUCAGUCGAUAAGUCAACGCGAUUUACUUUCCCGUACAGUGCGUAACUUGUAAUAAAUAACACCUUCUCACGAAGGCGAGGGGUUUUUGGGUGUCUAUAUUUGUACUUCGGCCUUUUCCUCAGACUAUUGUCAUCUUUUAAAUGGCUAGUCUUUGUUUGCACAAAAGAAUUUUCGGAUAUUUUCGACAUCUAAUAAGGCCGUAUUUGAUUCUGUACAUCGUGUGUAUACAUGCCUGGUUUUGUAUCUAACCAUUAAAUUGUUUCUUUAAACAUGAUCAUAAUGCUUUCUUUGACCGUCUACAAGUUGCGUAUCACUAUUUUAAAUGCGUGAAAAAUUAGCACUUGAUAAAGUUCGUCAUUUGAAGGUACAUGCAAUGAAUGACUAACAAAUCAGGAUUCGGACGUUCACUAAAAUCGUCGUGGGAAAAUUGACCAAUAUAACUGAGAAUAAUUGCGGCUGAACGCUUCCGUUUUGACGUUAGACGGAGUAAUUGUUUGAAAACUGGUACACUUAAUUUGUAAGCCUGAUUUUGAUACUAGUAUAUUAUAGUAUGUUGCGAUGCUGUUUUUGACGUGCAGUAGCAAAAGCUGUGCCCAUUUAUAUUCUCUCUUUAUACUUCCGUUCCACAUCAAUCACGAAUCCAAUUAAUAGAUUAAAAACAUUUUUUGUAGUUGAGCCAGGAGUCGUCGCUAGUUCUUGAAGGUAUUAUCUGGUUUGGAAAUUACGUAGUUAGUUCUUGCAAUUCUUGUGUAGUCGGACAUCUUGACAAUAUACAAAGAUAUUAA
Dreissena polymorpha is the source of this 3413-nucleotide messenger RNA. RefSeq names its product aminoacylase-1-like. Gene Ontology annotation, biological process: amino acid metabolic process. The coding region runs from base 93 to 1277 and encodes 394 amino acids. Gene Ontology annotation, molecular function: aminoacylase activity. The transcript has 16 exons. The record is from RefSeq and is a predicted model, not a curated record. Gene Ontology annotation, cellular component: cytoplasm. NCBI's taxonomy places the organism in Eukaryota, Metazoa, Mollusca, Bivalvia, Myida, Dreissenidae.